CACAACAAAUAUUUCAGAGUGUGUGCGCGCGCUAGGUUUAGGUGCGAUUUAAAGAGGGAUUUUCAGUGAGAGAGAGAAGAAGAAGAAGAAAUGAGCAGGAGCUUGGGAAUACCGGUUAAGCUGUUGCACGAGGCAACGGGGCAUGUUGUGACUGUUGAAUUGAAAAGUGGAGAACUGUAUAGAGGAGGCCUGAUCGAGUGUGAAGACAAUUGGAACUGUCAACUCGAGAGCAUCACCUUCACCUCCAAGGAUGGGAAGGUUUCUCAACUAGAGCAUGUGUUCAUCCGUGGAAGCAAAGUCAGGUUCAUGAUAAUACCAGAUAUGUUGAAGAAUGCCCCAAUGUUCAAACGCCUGGAAUCUAAAAUCAAGGGAAAGAGCUCUGGACUAGGAGUUGGCCGAGGUCGUGGAGUUGCAAUGCGGGCAAGAGCACAAGCCACUGGACGUGGUUCUGCACCAGGUCGUGGAGUCGUUCCACCCAUAAGGAGGUAAUCUGGAAUCCAUAUGUUGGUAGCUGGUACCUGUUAGGAUUUGUUUGAUCUUUCUGAAUGGAGAAAAAUAGCACUAUUUAUAAUGAUUUAUAGAGGAGCUAUUUACUAUUUGUAGUAAAAUUAUUGGAAGCUUUUAGUUGUAUUAUCUUUCUUAAAUUCACUUCUUGAACUAUAUGCAUAAGAUUGCUUUUGUUCCACAUAUUCUUCUUUUGGCCAUGGUUAUUAGACACUAGUUCAAAUUCAAAUGUUGAUCUUCAAUUUGUCAAAGAAGCUGAUUGCUUUGAUUUUCAUCAGUUACCAU
Impatiens glandulifera is the source of this 789-nucleotide messenger RNA. Its product is annotated as small nuclear ribonucleoprotein SmD3b-like. Bases 91 to 489 code for a protein of 132 amino acids. The transcript has 5 exons. Gene Ontology annotation, biological process: spliceosomal snRNP assembly; RNA processing. Gene Ontology annotation, cellular component: precatalytic spliceosome; SMN-Sm protein complex; catalytic step 2 spliceosome. The record is from RefSeq and is a predicted model, not a curated record. Gene Ontology annotation, molecular function: RNA binding. NCBI's taxonomy places the organism in Eukaryota, Viridiplantae, Streptophyta, Magnoliopsida, Ericales, Balsaminaceae.